Messenger RNA from Eimeria mitis, 738 nucleotides. RefSeq lists its product as uncharacterized. The record is from RefSeq and is a predicted model, not a curated record. The transcript has 2 exons. The coding region runs from base 1 to 738 and encodes 245 amino acids. NCBI's taxonomy places the organism in Eukaryota, Apicomplexa, Conoidasida, Eucoccidiorida, Eimeriidae.
AUGUGGGCCAGCAGGAUCACCGACUGGGCAAUCCAGUCGGGAGUCGCUUCAACGUCGCAGAAGGGCUUCAUGCCGGUGAAUGGGUGCCAUGAGCACCUGUUUCUUGCUCAAAGCAUCCUCAACUCAACACGCAGGGGCAAGAAGUCACUGUACAUGACCUACUACGACCUGAAAAAUGCGUUUGGGUCCAUUCCUCACAAGCUUAUACACACUGUCUUGCAGGCUCAGCGGCUUCCGAAGCACCUUCAGGAGAUCAUCAGCGAUCUCUAUGAGGGAGCCAGCUUCAGCAUCUUGACGAAGGAGGGCUGCUCAGGAAUAAUAGAGAAUAGGAGGGGAGUCAAGCAAGGCUGUCCUCUCAGCCCUAUCCUUUUCAACCUUGCCGUUGAGCCGCUGUUGCAACGGCUGGCAGCAUGCAAUGCAGGCCUAGAACUACGUACGACAGACGGGAAGCCAGCAGUCAAAAUCUCCCAUAUGGCGUACGCAGACGACUUGAAGACCGUUGCCAACAGCCGUGAGGGGAUCAGCAACCUUCAUCAGGUGGUGAAGGCAUUCCUCCACUGGACAGGUUUAGAGGCCAACCCGUCCAAAUGCGCUACAAUGGGAUGGAAGGUGGGCAUGACCCGGCAGCAACCAGAUCCAGUACAACUCCGGCUGCACAAUGAGGUCUUGCCGGUGGUCGGCAUUACUCCCCUGGCAGAAAUUAGAUGCUGUGCGUACCUUUGUGAUGUCUCGGCUUGA